AUGCGGGGCGCCGGUGGCGACGGCGCCGGCCAGGUGGCCGGAGCGGUGGCCGGCAAGCAGCUGCAGAGGGGUGGAGCGGUUGGGGACGGCGCGCUCGGCAGUAGACGGCACGACGCGUGCGCGCGCGGGAAGCGGAGGCCGCGGCAGAGCGGGACGAGGGUAGCAGGGGGCCCUGGGGCAGCAGCGGGCGGGGCGAGGGCUUCACGACGUUCGCCAGAGAGGGACUCCGACGAGAGGGCAGCGUCGGGCGCCGGCGUAGAUGGCCGCGGUGGUGGUGCGAGAAGCGAGGAUGGCCGGAGCGACGGAAUGGGGAGGCGAUGUCAGCGCGCCCCAAGGGCGCAGUGGGGCAGCCACGGGCGCGGCCGGCACAGUUGGUCGGCGCGGGCGUGGCCGGAGCCGAGCACGGGUGGAGGUCAGGGGGCCGCGGGAGAGGAGGCAGCGGGCGCGUGUCGCGCGAACGCGCACGCGCUUCGGCGCGGCCAGGAGCAGGGGCGCGGCGACACAGUUGUGCACGGGCGGGCGCGGGUGUGA
Messenger RNA from Aegilops tauschii subsp. strangulata, 531 nucleotides. Lineage: Eukaryota; Viridiplantae; Streptophyta; Magnoliopsida; Poales; Poaceae. The record is from RefSeq and is a predicted model, not a curated record.